CGACCUGCCGACCCUCUGACCGACGAGUCGGCCCUGCCCUCGAAUUCGCCAUGUCUGGUUCCUCCAGCGUCGCCGCUAUGAAGAAGGUGGUUCAGCAGCUCCGGCUGGAGGCUGGGCUCAACCGCGUGAAGGUUUCCCAGGCAGCUGCAGACUUGAAACAAUUCUGUCUGCAGAAUGCUCAACAUGAUCCCCUGCUGACUGGAGUGUCUUCAAGUACAAAUCCCUUCAGGCCUCAGAAAGUCUGUUCCUUUUUGUAGUCAAAUGAAUCUUACUCUGAGGUUUCCCAAACCACUGCUCAAGAACCAGUGAAUAUUCAAGAGAGCUAAAUUUGAAGCCUGUACAAAAAGUUUCCCUAUAACAUGUGCCAUAAUAUAAACUUCUACUUUUGUCAGUCCUUAACAUCUACCUCUCUGAAUUUUCAUGAGUUUCUAUUUCACAAGUGUAAUUAUUUUAUAUACACUGGCAGCAACAUACAAUAAAAUACUUAGUAUAAACGUU
Marmota monax (woodchuck) is the source of this 498-nucleotide messenger RNA. It is a transcript of the gene Gng5, whose product is annotated as G protein subunit gamma 5. Gene Ontology annotation, molecular function: G-protein beta-subunit binding. The transcript is spliced from 3 exons. Gene Ontology annotation, cellular component: heterotrimeric G-protein complex. NCBI's taxonomy places the organism in Eukaryota, Metazoa, Chordata, Mammalia, Rodentia, Sciuridae. Gene Ontology annotation, biological process: G protein-coupled receptor signaling pathway. The coding region runs from base 51 to 257 and encodes 68 amino acids. The record is from RefSeq and is a predicted model, not a curated record.